Penicillium coprophilum is the source of this 1626-nucleotide messenger RNA. Its product is annotated as Major facilitator superfamily domain general substrate transporter. Lineage: Eukaryota; Fungi; Ascomycota; Eurotiomycetes; Eurotiales; Aspergillaceae. The record is from RefSeq and is a predicted model, not a curated record. The transcript is spliced from 7 exons. Gene Ontology annotation, molecular function: basic amino acid transmembrane transporter activity. Gene Ontology annotation, biological process: transmembrane transport; basic amino acid transport. Bases 1 to 1626 code for a protein of 541 amino acids. Gene Ontology annotation, cellular component: fungal-type vacuole membrane.
AUGGCCCAAAUAGAAAGUGACGCGGUUGAAUCGAUACCUCCGGGUAUCAUCGGGACCGAGGGCACCGAUGCAAAUGGCCACGCAGAUGAAGAAAGUCCAUUAAUCCCGCGCUCUGACACAGAACCUAAGCUCAAGACCUUAACUGGUGUUGGAACCAUUAUCGCGGUGCUUCUGCUCGGCGAAUUCAUUUCCAACGCCGAUGCGACACUAGUGAUGGCGGCGGCAGGCCGCAUCUCGUCGGAGUUUAACCGUCUACGCGAUGCUAGUUGGCUCUCAACGGGGUAUACAUUAGGUGUCUGUGCUGCACAACCAAUGUAUGGAAAAUUGAGUGAUAUUUACGGUCGCAAGCCAAUGUUACUACUUUCAUAUCUGCUAUUCGCAGUGGGAUGUAUAACUAGUGGCAUUGGAUCCCAGAUGUGGGUGGUAAUCUUUGGUCGCGCAACCAGCGGAAUGGGCGGUGCAGGAAUCAUGACUAUCAGCUCUAUUAUCAUCACAGAUAUUGUUCCUAAGCGCGAGGUCGCCACUUGGAGAGCAUAUGUGAACAUCGCCAUGACACUUGGACGCAGUCUCGGAGGUCCGCUGGGCGGUUGGCUGAGCGAUACUAUCGGAUGGAGAUGGUUGUUCCUCUUACAAGCCCCGUGCCUCGCUCUGGCUGCAGCUCUCGUGAUUGUGAAACUGAACGUCGAAGAGAAGAUAGACUCCACCUCCAAAGGUAACAGACUCGCCAAGGUCGAUUUCCUCGGAACGGCACUACUAGGCUCAUCUAUUGUCGCGAUGAUCACCCUGCUCGACCAAGGUGGGAAGUCCUUCCCAUGGAGGUCGCUGUGGACACUCUUCCUAGCAAGCGGUGGAUUAUCACUUCUAGUCGUCUUCGUGCUCGUCGAAGCCUACGUAGCUCGCGACCCAAUCUUCAACCUCCGCAUUCUCCGACGCACAAAUGUCUCCACGGCAUACAUUAUCGGUGCACUGCAGAUCGCCGCGCAGCUGGGCAUGAUGUUCUCGGUCCCACUGUAUUUCCAAGUAACACAGCGCGCAUCAACGACAGCAGCGGGGAUGCAUCUCAUUCCUGCAGUGAUUGGAAAUACUCUUGGCGGACUGCUGGCAGGAAUCUUCAUCAAACGCACAGGACAAUUCAAGAUUCUCCUCGUUCUGGCCGGCCUGGUUGCUGGCAUUUCCUACCUCCUUCUCUACCUCCGCUGGGACGGACACAGCGGCUUCUGGGAAUCGCUGUUUAUCUUCCCCGGCGGACUUGGCACCGGAAUUGCAUCGGCAUCAUCAUUCAUUGCCAUGUCUUCUAUGCUCCCGGGCGAAGAAAUCGCCAUGGCAACAGCGGGAUAUAUGCUGGUUGUGGGAUUCUCCAUCACGGCUGGUGUAACUACAUCAAACUCCGUUCUGGGGAUGGAGUUCCAGCGGCAGCUGAGGCUCAACCUUCACGGGACUGGUUCGGAGAAGGUUAUUCAACGUGCGAUGGCUGAUACGAAUUAUAUCGCGCAUUUGACUGGACACCUGCGGGAGGUUGUGGUGGCAUGUUACGUCUCCGGACUUAAGCAUACAUAUCUUCUUUCCCUUGGUUGUUCGCUUUUGGCGUCCUUCAGCGGGUUGUUUAUUGCACGCCAUCAAAUAUAG